Messenger RNA from Dacryopinax primogenitus, 1565 nucleotides. RefSeq lists its product as uncharacterized. Bases 166 to 1125 code for a protein of 319 amino acids. The transcript is spliced from 3 exons. Gene Ontology annotation, cellular component: fungal-type cell wall. Gene Ontology annotation, biological process: fungal-type cell wall polysaccharide metabolic process. The record is from RefSeq and is a predicted model, not a curated record. NCBI's taxonomy places the organism in Eukaryota, Fungi, Basidiomycota, Dacrymycetes, Dacrymycetales, Dacrymycetaceae.
CUCACUCUCUCCUCGACGUCCUCCUCGUCCUCCUCGCCAUCCACCCGCUUUCUGCCCGCUUUUGGACGGCGUAGUCACUCUCAUUUGUUCAAACCCACUCGUUUAUAUCAACACGGUCAUUUCCGCCGCUUCCAACGCGUUUUUACACCCCACAACACAUAAACAAUGGCUCGCCUUUCUCUUCUCAUCUCCCUCAUCUCCCUUGCCCUCCUUGUCUCGGCUUCAGGCCAAGAAGCCAUGGCUCGCAGUGCCCACAAGAAGCGCGGCAACUGCACGCCCAAGUCUGCUGCGGCCUCUUCCAGCUCUACCAGUGAUUCGACCCAGCCUACCAGCAGCACCGACGAUAGCCAGCCUUCAAGCACAUCCGUUGCACCUGCACCUGUGUCUACUCCCCAGGGUCCCGCCUCUUCGGGCGGCGAAAAGUGUGGUCUUGGCUGGCCUAACGGUGACGAUGGAACCAUUCUGACUGACCACGGGAACUGCCUGUACUAUCACACCUGGUCGGUUUGGCCGGUCAACAGCGGUGGCAAGAUGUCCUUCGCCCCCAUUUUCUGGGGUCCGGACAAGGCCGACGAAUGGUCCGCGAACAUCCUCAACGCUGGCGCCAAUGUUGCUCUCUUCUUCAACGAGCCCAAUGAGUCCGGCCAGUCUAACAUCGACCCCAACAGCGCUGUCCCCUACUGGCGUAACAACAUGCAGUGGCUGAAGGACCAGCACGGUUACCGCCUCGGUUCUGCUGCCACCUCGUCAAACCCCAAUGGCAUGGACUGGACCAACACUUUCAUGUCAGCUUGCCCAGACUGCACAAUCGACUUCAUGUGCCUGCAUUAUUACGGUACUGACGCUGGUGACUUCCAGACCUACGUCAACCUCUGGCACACCACCUUCAACCGGAACAUCUGGGUCACCGAGUUCGCUUGCCAGAACUUCAAUGGCGGGCCCCAGUGCGACGACGUCCCCGGCUUCAUGUCACAGACCGUUAGCUGGCUCGAUUCGCAAGACUUCGUUGAGUACCACUUCUGGUUCGGCAUGAUGCGCGAUAUGCAGGGUGUGAACCCCGCGGAUGGCCUGAUGAACCAGGAUGGGUCCCUGUCGGCGCUCGGCGACCAGUACGUCUUCAGCUAGACGCGUCACACGCGCUGAGCACGCACAAUCCGCUCAAUAUACCCGAACGACUACUCCCCUUCGUUCUCCCUUCAUCAUCCAGCCUGGCAUUCCCCCCUUCCCCCCUCAAUUUGGAAAUUUCACACUGUUCGUGUACCGGCCGUGCCGGUUACCCGUUUUGCACCUAAAGCACAAUCGUAACUUCCGUUGGAUUGGUUAGAAUUCUUGCAUGUUGGAGAGUCCGAGACCGUACCAGGACUGGGGGAAGGAGCGGUCCUUGAUCGGAUCGCGUUCAUCUUUGUCUUGUCCUGUCCACUCAUCUCGUAUUACCCACUUUUACGACUACACAAUACAUCACACUGCCGGUGCUAGCAACCGAGCAGGCAUUGCAUUGUCUUGACCUGCACUGCUGCACAUACCCUACUGCCUGUUUUUGAUGCACAACACUGUUAUCACAUUUC